Drosophila mojavensis is the source of this 1292-nucleotide messenger RNA. RefSeq lists its product as uncharacterized. Gene Ontology annotation, biological process: regulation of synaptic transmission, cholinergic; positive regulation of voltage-gated potassium channel activity; sleep. The coding region runs from base 242 to 715 and encodes 157 amino acids. The record is from RefSeq and is a predicted model, not a curated record. NCBI's taxonomy places the organism in Eukaryota, Metazoa, Arthropoda, Insecta, Diptera, Drosophilidae. The transcript has 3 exons.
CGAUUCAGUUCGCUUUCAGUUUGUCAACGCGUCGCAUGCGUUCGUCGUGCUCUGGCUAGAUAUAUUCGGAAUUGUUUGAAAUCUAACGAAAUAAUUUGCAUACGAAAGCAGUGAAUUAAGUGUAUAUCUGAAUAUCUUCUGUGUGUGUGUGUGUGUGACAAACAUAUUUAUAUAAAAAACUAGAGGAAAAUAUUUUGCAGCAGCUCAAAUAAGAAACCCUCAACAAGUUGUUAACCCCUUUAUGGCCAUGUCGCCCUAUGCAUUCUGCGUUCUCCUCCUGGGAUUGCUCUCCCUCGCUCUGAGCCUGAGUACAGCCUCUGGUGUCCUACGUUGUUGGCGCUGCUCCACAGACGUGUCCAAUGGCGAGUUCUGCAACGAUCCAUUUCAGUCAGAGAGCAUCUCGGAGCAGCAGCGCUACUGGAGCUAUGUGAAUUGCACCUAUUCAGUGGGUGUGAAAUCGGUGAAUGCGCGACCCGUCUGCAAGAAACUUGUGCAGGAAGUAUACGGCAAGCGGGUAAUUUCACGCUCCUGCUUCUACGAGGAUGUGGAUGAUCCGGCAGACAAAUGCGCCAUGGACACGACCUCAUCCUACAUCAAGACCAUUUACUGCCGCACUUGCACCACGGACGGCUGCAACUCGGCUGGCGGUCUGUCGGGCCUGGCGGGGCUGCUGGUGUUGCCGCUGCUCGCCGCGCUGUGGCAGCUAUGCAAAUGAGCCAAUGGCUGGGAAAAGUGAAAUGAUGUGGGAGGAGACUGCACUUAAUUGCAUGAUGCGAAUGAUGCAAAACUGAAUUUAAAUUCUUACAAAUUCAUUUGAGCAGACAGAACACAAAAACACAUCAAACAGCAACGAUUUUCAAAAAUUUCAUUUAACUCUUUUAAUGCAAAUGGCACAAACACUCGGCACCUAAUAGCUGGCAGUCACAUUUCGUUAUAUACAUAUAUAUAUAUAUAUCAUAAAAUUACCAUUUACACAGACUAUACAAAUACAACAAAUACGAAUUCGUAACUAUAUAAUUGUUAUGUAGCUGUAGAGCAUUCAAAGGUUUCCACUUGGCUCGAUCUUAAGCAAUCAAUAAAUUUGUAGUCUAAAAUUCAUAUAUUCAAUUUUUUUCACGCCAAUUGGUUCAUUUAAUUGAUUCACACGAUCACACACACAUGCACAUACUCACACACACACACAUUCAUAUACUAUUAUAGAACUUUGUAAUAUUGUAUUACUUAUUGUAAUUGUAAUUGAAGCACUCUUUUUAUGGUGUCUUAUAAAUAAAUUGAUGAGACGGUACAAAAUA